Molecule: messenger RNA, 2840 nt
Organism: Nicotiana tabacum (common tobacco)
Lineage: Eukaryota; Viridiplantae; Streptophyta; Magnoliopsida; Solanales; Solanaceae
Product: protein phosphatase 2C 16-like
Biological process (GO): protein dephosphorylation
Molecular function (GO): protein serine/threonine phosphatase activity; cation binding
Source: RefSeq, a predicted model, not a curated record
GCUUUCAGAAGUCCUGAACUGAACAUAGAAAAUAAUACUAUAUAAAAAUAUAAAAAAGGAAGGUCACUUCAAUGAAUUAUACUAGUAUUAUUUUCCAAUUCAGAAAGCAACCCCAUUUCUUCUAUUCUUGAUUCUUUGUGCUAACUCUCUUGUCUUCUAAGUCAAUAAACAGUGAAGAAGAUUACAAGUUCUUGAAAAGAAGAGGAUUAGGUAGUAGCUAUUUCAUCUUCUACGUUUACCAUCUGAUUUAUUUUUAUUUGUUUGUUACAUAUUGAGGUAAUAAUUGUUUGAAAUAUAGAAGACAAAAGGACUAUAUUUCAAAGAGGGGUUGUUGUGAAUUACCUCAGAUCCAGGGUACUGAAGUUUUAUCAGAAAAAGGGUACCUGCUUUUUUGUGCUUUCAUGUGAUUCUUGGUAAUUGGCUUUAAGCUUUUCAUAGGUUAAUUCACAUGACCCUUUCCUUGUUACCAGUCUUUCUUGUCAUUAAAGACUAAGGAUUUAUGUAAAGUUUGGUUUUUUAUCUUAUUACCCAUAUUAAUUGAGUGGAUGUAAGGAUCUCUAGUGAAUAUUGUUAUGUUCUGAGUAUAUAUAGUUGAAGAAGAAGUUAGAUUUUGCACCAAAAAAGGGGGUUCUUGUUGUUUCUUUUUUGCUAAACAGAACUGAUUACCAAUUUCUGCCAAGCAUCCUGAUUAAUGGGGCGCCGCGCAAUGUAAAAGAAUGGUCUUUUACUAGUUGAUUUAAUUAGGCAUGGAAAAUGGUAUGCUGAAGCUCAUGAUAGGACUAUUACUGAUUCUAAAGAGAGGUGAUGAAUUAGUUUAACAAUGAAAGGCAGUUUAGUUUUAGAGGGGGUGGUCAACUUUUACUGCUUUCAAUAUAGUGAGUUCGAUGAAGGAGAUGUAUCCGGCGGUUGCAGUGCCAUUUAUAUUUGGUAAUUUGAUCUGUCAUAACCCAAGCUUAGGAAGUUAUAUGGAUUUUACUAGGCUAAAGUCGAUGGAUGAUACGGCGAGCUUGUAUUCUAAUUCUGAGACUAAAACUUUGGCAGACUCAGUUUCUGGUGGCAAUGAUGAUUGCGGCUCUGCUGAUUCAGAGAGUGACCUUAGUAUUACAGUAUCAUCUGUGCCUGAAGAGAGCAGGAGUGAAGGGACUAUGUCGCUUGAUGUGAUUUCUGAAAAUGAAAGCAACUGGAUUGCUGGUGAUGAUGAUUCCUUUUCAUUGGAAGGUGAUCAGAUUCUUGAUAGUUCGUGUUCCUUGUCAGUGGUGAGCGAUUGUAGUAGUAUAUGCGCUGAUGAUUUUAUAUGUUUUGAGAUAGCGUCUGAUAUAGAAGGUCAGGAUUUCGUAGAUUCUCAGAAAAUCAUCAGCCAUGUCGAACUUAUUGCUAAGACUGAGGUUCUAGCUGAGUCAGAUGUUGAGGAUACUGUGACUAGACUCGUGGAAGCUUCCAAUGGACUUGAAGAGCAGAUCUCAAAAUCAUCUGAAGUUGUAGUUCAGCUACCCCUAGAUAAAGGCUUGAGUGCAACAGUCAGCCGAAGUGUUUUUGAAGUGGACUACAUACCCCUAUGGGGAUAUACAUCCAUCUGUGGAAGGAGACCAGAAAUGGAAGAUGCAUUUGCAACUGUUCCUAGAUUCUUGAAAAUUCCUCUACAGAUGCUAAUUGGUGAUCGCGCGUUUGAUGGACAGCCUAGUCGCUUAAGUCAUUUGACGACUCAUUUCUUUGGAGUUUAUGAUGGCCAUGGUGGUUCUCAGGUGGCAAAUUACUGCCGAGACCGGAUGCAUGCUGUUUUGAUUGAGGAGUUGGAAACUAUUAUGACAAAUCUCAGUGAUGAAAGUAUGAGGCAAAGUUGCCAAGAGCACUGGAGAAAAGCAUUUACCAACUGUUUUCUUAAAGUUGAUGCUGAGAUUGGAGGGGGAGAUAGUCAUGAGCCUGUUGCCCCAGAAACUGUAGGCUCCACAGCGGUUGUUGCCAUUGUUUGUUCAUCUCACAUUAUAGUGUCAAACAGUGGCGAUUCAAGGGCUGUUCUGUGUCGUGGGAAGGAACCCUUGGCAUUGUCAGUGGAUCACAAACCAAACCGAGAAGAUGAAUAUGAAAGGAUUGAAGCAGCUGGAGGCAAGGUGAUACAGUGGAAUGGCCAUCGUGUUUUUGGUGUUCUUGCAAUGUCUAGGUCCAUCGGAGAUAGAUACUUGAAGCCUUGGAUUAUUCCUGAUCCAGAAGUAACGUUCAUACCUCGAGCCAAGGAUGACGAAUGCCUUAUUCUUGCGAGUGAUGGUUUAUGGGAUGUCAUGACAAAUGAAGAAGUUUGUGAUAUGGCUCGUAAACGCAUACUUAUGUGGCAUAAAAAGAACGGUGUAACGCUCCCCAUGGAAAGGGGCGAAGGAAUUGAUCCAGCAGCACAGGCUGCAGCAGAGUGCUUGUCGAAUCGAGCUCUUCAAAAGGGCAGCAAGGACAACAUAACUGUGAUUGUGGUGGACUUGAAAGCCCAAAGAAAGUUUAAGAGCAAAACCUAACAUAAUUGGCCUCUCAAUCUGCUGUUUCAUUUAUUAUAGAUUUGCAGUAUAAACUAAAUAUGGUUCAAAUUGUAGUCAAGCCCUUACAUUUUUCAACUGGGAAUCUGGGAUAAUGGCUUUUAUUGGAGUAGGUUUCUGUAUGUAUUUUAGUACAUGCUCCAUUCUGUAUGUAAUUUUCUUCUUUUAGUUAUUUGAAAUAGGAGCAACUACAUUAUUAUAAUCAAAUGUAAUGGUCAUUAUGCCUCAAAGUGUUAAAAGGUUCUAUGAGGUAUUUUAACCUAUGUUACUUUGACAUUGUAGAUUCAUAAUAAGCAAUUCAGAGUAGAGUUUUUUCGUCUA